GUACCGCUUGAAAUUCAUCAUAAUAAACUCCCUCUCCUUGGAACCACUCGUCCAUUAUUUCGCGAAAGUCGGACAGAAAUUCAGCGGGUUUUUGAGGGGAAAACCAAAGAAAUGUUUUCUGAUGGCAGAUCGAACUUAGCCGCAACCAACAGACCUAUUUCCUAGGAUUUUGGGAGGGGAGGGGUUAGAGAGAUAAUUCUAGAGAGAGAGAGUGGAGAAUGGUUGUAGUGUGUAAAAAUGAGAGGGGGAGGGGGUAUUUAUACCCAUCAGACCGCACCCUACAGGGGCGGUUUGGUCAUUUCAGCCUUGGUCAAACCUAGGGAUGGCAAUGGGUCGGGUUGGGGCGGGUUUUGUCAAACCCAAACCCAAACCCAUGGGUUUAUCUGCCAAAAAAAACCCGGGGUAAAACCCGUUGGGUUUGGAAAAACUCAAACCCAACCCAACCCGUUGGGUAUCCGCGGGUUCAUGGGUACCCGUGGGUUUUUGUGGUAAAAAAUUUACACUAACAAGUUUCUUUCAAAAUAAAAGUUUAACAUCAAUUUUCUCAUACAAAAGACAUCAAUCUAGAGCAUACAAGCAAACCGCAAAUGAUCAAUACAAAAUGUUCAAAAUUAAAGAUAAACAUCUAUAAACAAUAAGAUUAAUUGAAAGUUUCUUCCUCGUCAACUAAGUUUCUUCACUCUCCACUUCAUAAUAUCAACUUCAUUCUAAACAAUUAGAAAGAACAAAUUAUACAUGUCUUCACAAACAUAAAGAAUAUUAGUUGUUUAAGGAAGAUACAUUAUUUAGAAUAUUAAAUAUACCGGGAAAGUAAUUAUAUGUGUGUGGACGGGUACCCAUGGGGCGGGUUUACCUAAACCCAAACCCAACCCGACCCGGUGAAUAGUGUAGCGGGUUUAAACCCGAACCCGGCCCAAAACCCGUCAACACGGGUUUUACCCGCGUUGACCGGGUUGGAUCGGGUGGGUACCCGUGGGUUCGGGUUUUGUUGCCAUCCCUAGUCAAAGCGCUCCCUUCAGAUGCGGUCUACACAUCCCGAGGGCUGACCGCUCCCUCCCGCUGUGGUCUUCGAUCCGUGGCAAGGAUCGCUGAGGUGGCAAGCGGUCCGCCGCUGGAUCGCUUCCUCAUCCUGCGGUCUCCAUUUAUAAAUUAAACACACCUGGAGGGUGCGGUUUAGUUAUAAAACACACAUUGGAGGUGCGGUUUGAUAAAAAUGGUGCUAUUUUUGUAAAUGUUGUGGGCUGGAUGCUAUUUUUGUAAUUUUUUUUAAUAGGUGCUAUUAUUGGAAAAAUCCCGCAUAACUCAAGUAGAGCUCGUGAGCUCAUCAACAAGCCAAGCUUGAAUCGAGCUCGAGUUAACACAAGUUAAGAUUUUGUAAACAAACCGAGGUCGAGCUUGACUCCUUUAUUAACAAGCUGAGCUCAACGUAGGUUAAAACUCAGCUCAAAAUUGGCUCAUGUGCUGCCCUUGUUGUAGCCACGUUAACUGAUUUAUCCUUCUUGAUCUUGACGGUGUAGGAUUAAAAAAGAAAAAGUACCGAUUGAUCAAAAUAGUAUGGCACUAGUCAGAACGGGACCGAAUCCGGUUAGUAACCCAUAUGUGAGUAAUUAUGCAUAACCCAAUCAUCAGCCGCCACAUCAACACAUCAUCUCUCUCCUGGAAAGCCUGUAAUAUUUUCUCUUGUAAUAUUUAACGAACGAUUUCUCUCUCGUUUUAAGUCAAAAUUUAAUUUUUUUGCACGGAUAAAUCAGACUAAUUGUGCUCUUCAAAAUGAUAUCCACUUUGAUAUAUUUUUAACAAAAAAUUGAGACAUUUUUUACUUGUCUAUACCAUGGUGGUAUUGAUUAAUAUUAAAAUAAGAACAUAUCAUAUGACAUGAAAGCGUACCAUGGUGGUAUGAACAUGUCAAGACUAUAAGAGCAUCUCCAACAAUGCAAUCCUUCUUCACUUUCAAGUGUGGUCCCUACUGCCACCUAAGCAACUCUAGCAAUUACUUCACUCAUCAAUUUCAUACUAGCUACAUCAAUGUCAUUCCAAUGCAAUUGCACUUCUGGGUCUCACUUACAUUUUAAUACCACACAAAUGGUUGGGAAAAGAAGAAAGAAAAACAAAAACAAACAAAAGACCCACUUGUAGUUGCAUGUCAGAUUUUCAUGGUGUGCAAAUUUUCAUCCCUUGAAAGUAGUCUUGCAUCAAUGUCAUCCACUUUUUCAAUUGCACAUGGCUGCCACCUCAGCUUGCAAUUCUCUCCAUUUGCACCAUUGGAGAUGCUCUAAGAUGGUUAAAUACAUGAUAGUAGGAGCAUACUAACUGAUUAUCAACAUUGUGUACCACAAGAUAUCAAGGUGGUAUAGUAUGGUAUUUUUUUGUCUUGUAUUUUUUUCACCAAGAAAUUUUUAGAUCCAAUAGAUCGUGAUUAACUUGUUAUUUCUGUGUAAAUUUUUUCGAAAAUGACUUAAAAACGAAGGAGAUACCAUAUGAUAUGAAAUUGGUAAUAAGAGAUAUGAAAAAAAAAUUCUGAAAAAAUAUUGAAAAUAGAUAUCUUGUAAACCACAACCAACUCGUUCCAUCUAUAAAAAAUUGAAGGGUUAAUAGCAUUUUCUACCCCUCUACUAUCACAAAUUAACAAACCCCUCUACUAAUUUUUUGCACAAACGUACCCUUCUACUAUUAAAACGUAACAAACAUAAUCCUCUGUCUAAUUAGCCGUUAAAUGACUGUUAAGUCGGCUGGUAAAUGACUAAAUUAUCCCUAAUUUGAUGCUAAGUUAAUUUUAAUUAUUUUUUGUCCUGAUUCAAUUAAAGUUAAAGCCGAUCUCUAAAGAAAUCCCCUCCACAGCUCCACGGGAAACCAUUCGUCAAGCUUGACUCCCCUCAAAUGGAAGUCUCUCCGAAAGUUUUGCCACCGAUCGAUCCCCGGCGGCGGCUCUCUCCUUUUCGUCGACGGCUGGAGCAGGAAAGGCGAUCGAUCCGUGGCGGCGACUCUCUCCUUUUCGUCGAAGGCUGGAGCAGGAAAGGCAAUCGAUCCCUGGCGGCGGCUCUCUCCUUUUCGUCGACGGCUGGAGCAGGAAAGGCGGCGCGCAAGGGUGUAGUCAUCCGUUUCUCCCAUCGAUUCCACAGCAGAGGGGCAUGCUUCCCGGCUUCUCCCGCGAUGUUUGGACGCCAACUCCCGGUCGAAUUAGGUGACUUAACUCCCUCGUGCCCUCAGCAAACGUCGGCAGGAGGCUGCAUUCAUGGACGGUGGAGGCAAAAUGAAAAGCAUGAGGAAGCUGCAAAUGCUGAAUCAUUUUCUUGUUGCUUAGAGUUGCCUGAAUGAGGAAGCUGCAAAUGCUGAAUCAUUUUCUUCUUGCUCAUUGUAGCGGUCUGGUUUGUAUUAUGCAGAAUAAACUGCUGUCGUAGAUUGUUUCUUCCCUUGUCAGAUUGAACUGUUCUUGUAUGCAAAUUAAAUUGUUGGUAUCUAGAUUGUAUGCUAUACAAAAAUCAGUCUCUAUAACACUAGAUUAUAUGCUCUUGCACCAGAUUAUCAACAAAUAGAACUGGCAGCAAAGAUUAUAAGCAAAUAGAAAGUUCUAUGAAUGCGAAGAUAUAUGCUCUUAAUCCAGGAAAUACAUUUGUCCAGCAAAGAAAUAAUGCAGCUUAAGACAAUGAGAAACAGACAAAAUGAAAAAUGCAGAAAAGUAACAGCCUGCAGAAACAAGGUUCAUAGUUGCUUCCACCAUAUCUUCACAUGAUCAAUAAUACCAAAACUUGGUUUCAGAGUUACUUCCUACUAUCGACUACUUCACCUUGGCUGCUUGUUUGAGGUCGAGGGAAUUUGGUCUUUACAGGUUCGAGAGUUGUGUCCCUCUUGCUUGCACCUUUUACAAGUAAUAACUCUCCCGGUCUUGCAUAGCUUGGAAGGAUCAUUCUUGUCUGGUGCCAUCAACUCUUCAGAAGUGUAGAUUCUUUUUUUCUUCCUUUGUUGAUCCUCAUUUUCUUCGGCACUCCUCACUCUCUUCUUUUUUGGUCUCCCGGGCAUCACUCUAAAAUCUGGAGGGAGUAUGGGUUCAUAUUCACUUUGGAUCCAUGAUUUAGGACCGUCCAUUGGUUGCAAGGCAUGCUGGUUCUAUCAACUUCAUCAUCAGAGUGGUAAGUAACUGGAAUUCCUAAGUGCAACUUCUCUUUUACCUUCUGCACUUUUGAUAUUAUAUCUUCUCUAUCUGCAAUAUCCUCGUCACUAACCCAAUCUGGGUUCAAUUCAAACUCACUAUCAGUGUUACCCUUCUCUUCUUCACCUUCAUCAUCGACAUCACACGCUUCAUUAUUAAUUGCAGCUGCAAGACUCACAUUUUCAGCAGCUGAACUUUCAUAAUCAAUAGCUGCACUAUCAUUUUCAGCAGCCCCGCUACCAUUUUCUCCUUCAUUAGUCAUGUUUGCUGCCGCACAAACAACUAACAGUGGUACUCCAGAUGGACUUUUCCUUUACCUACCAAAUUCCAAAAUCACAACAUACAACCAAUAUUAAAUUAGAUCUAUUUGUCGUAUAUCCAUCACACACUAAAAAUUAAAAGUAUUAUAAUUGGUUUGGUUUAAACAAACAAUACCUCAGCAAUACCAAUGCACCGAGGAUUUAUUAUGAAAGGCGAUUGCUGUAUGGGUAGAGAUUCCUUCUCAAUGACGGAGAGCAAGCUGCUUCAGUCGCCUAAGCUGGAAGAAUCGAGCGCCACCUUUGAGCUGUGUGUUCGCGCGAAGAAGAUAGAUUAACCGGGGAUCGUGAGCUGUCCUUCCUGCUCUAGCCACCGGCGAGGAGAAAACAGGGGCUGCCGACGGCAAGGAGAAAACGGGACCGACUUCAGGGGAGACUGAAUUUCAGGGGAGCCGGGCUUGUGGGAGACGGAUGGUUUCACGUUAGGUGGAGGGGUUUCUUUAAGGAGUUUGUUUUAUUUUUAAUUAUAGUGGGAAUUAUAAUAAUUAAAAUUAACUUAG
Molecule: messenger RNA, 4964 nt
Organism: Linum trigynum
Lineage: Eukaryota; Viridiplantae; Streptophyta; Magnoliopsida; Malpighiales; Linaceae
Source: the annotation of a GenBank genome assembly